Molecule: messenger RNA, 663 nt
Organism: Aspergillus luchuensis
Lineage: Eukaryota; Fungi; Ascomycota; Eurotiomycetes; Eurotiales; Aspergillaceae
Product: PaaI family thioesterase
Exons: 1
Coding region: 1-663 (220 amino acids)
Source: RefSeq, a predicted model, not a curated record
AUGACCAACCAGUACAGUUACAAAGACUACACACAAGCCCUUGCCGAACUUUCUGUCCCGCAGACAACUAAAGCCUUCUUUGCUGAAUCCCCCGUCAAGCCCUACUUGAGUUCCGGCCUCUAUCAACCGGUCCCAUUUAUCGCCCAAUUUCCAGCACCCAACAGGACAGCAAACUCGUUCUUCAGUCGCACCAUCAACACAAUUGACACCGUCGAGCACGCAAUGGGGCUCAUGCACCGUACGAUCUUCAGGUUAAAUCCACACACCACCGCCUCAGAGGUGGAAAUCGCGAAACUGGACGAGGAGAUGCGCGGCGUUCCGCCCUUUAUCCUACUUGUGAAGACAGGUAACGGGCUUAAUGGAUUUGAGGAUACAAUACAUGGAGGCGUUCUUGCCUCGUUACUCGAUGAGGCUCUUAGCUCCUGCGUUGAGCAGUACCGAGCUGCUUUAUCUGAUCAGAAAACGGCUCUCUAUACUGCUCGACUGGAUGUUUCGUACCGGGCGCCGGUGCCAUCGUGUUGCAUUCUAAUCAUAAAGACGUGGUUGCGCAAGAGAGAGGAUCGGAAGUGGUUUCUGAAAGCCGAGCUAUUGACGGGAGAUGGCUAUGUACGGGUCACUGCUAAUUCCCUGUGGAUCAGCCAGAAGACACAGUCGGGACUCUAG